Molecule: messenger RNA, 1206 nt
Organism: Penicillium paradoxum
Lineage: Eukaryota; Fungi; Ascomycota; Eurotiomycetes; Eurotiales; Aspergillaceae
Exons: 6
Coding region: 1-1206 (401 amino acids)
Source: RefSeq, a predicted model, not a curated record
AUGGAUGUUCUGGCCAUCACCGUGAUAUUUACAGCUCUGGCAGCUGUGUUUGUGGCUCUCAGGUUAUACACUCGGCUUUUCAUUGUGAAGACUCCUGGAUGGGAUGAUGUGUUGAUAUCGUGCGCAUUGGUCGUUGACUGUGCACUCACUGCUUUUAUACUUGUCGAACGCCAUUAUGGCCUCGGUGUGCCGAAGGAAGAACUUCCCCUACAUGUCGUCGAGAGGCAACUAUUUUAUCUAUGGCUCUCGAUUCCCUUCUACAACCUUACCUUGGUCUUUGCCAAACUAUCCGCUCUAACGCUGUAUGCGCGCCUCUUUCGUCGACGCUCCUUCCUGAUCACCACCUACAUCUUGAUGGGCUGCCUCGUCAUCGCAGGACUAUGGAUGACUAUGAGUGGCUUUGUCUAUUGCAUCCCGAUCAGGGACUUUUGGAACCCAGAUGCAGAGAUACGCAGCGCCCAUUGUCUGUCUGACGGCGCCGUGUGGUUCACCAAUGCUGGGAUUCAGCUUGCCACGGAUCUACUAAUCCUAGCCUUGCCCAUGCCACUGUUGUGGCAUUUACGGAUGCCGAACAGACAGAAGUGCGGGGCUUUCCUGGUUUUCAGCAUUGGGAUAUUUAUCAUCGCAACCAGUGCCGCUCGCAUGUAUGAAUUGAGCAAAAUCGUUCGCUUUCAAGAUUUCACCAAGGCAAACGCCGCAGCAGCCCUCUGGUCCUCUAUCGAAGCGAACGUCUCCAUCAUUUGCAUCUGCCUAGCACCACUACAUCCACUCAUCUCCCGUAUCUUCUCAUUCUGCUUCCUCCCUCAACCGCUACACUCAAACGCCUCGAAAGAGCAAUCCCACACAACUCAGCUAACCGAGCUCCAUAACACCGACGGCAUGAUCUGGUACAGCGAGCUCUUCAGUCCCGGGCCGGCUUAUUAUUCGGCCAGUAUAUCCAAGGUCAAUACGAACGAAGCAGAGCACAGGAACGAGGAGGGUAUCCGUGUUGUAAGAGAGCUGAGGAUGCAGUCUGAUUCUGUCUGUCAUACUCCAAUUCUACGACCGUAUUCGGCGAAUGAACAUGGUUUAGGCGCGGAGAAGGGUGAGGGGGCGUCGAAGAGUAGUGCUGGACAUGAGAAUGCGCCCUCGAAGCCGAGUAUUGAGUGGGAUUUGGCGGAUUUCGAGUUUCCGGAUUAUAAACAGACGAUGAAUGCUCCGAUUUGA